Knipowitschia caucasica is the source of this 504-nucleotide messenger RNA. The record is from the annotation of a GenBank genome assembly. NCBI's taxonomy places the organism in Eukaryota, Metazoa, Chordata, Actinopteri, Gobiiformes, Gobiidae.
AUGGGGGGACGAGGCGGGUGGGAGGUAAGGGUGUGGCGGGGUAGGGUGGUGACCGGGGACGGGUGGGGGGGGGCGGGGACGCGGGGGGGGGGGGUGGGGGCGGGCGGGGAGGGGAGGGCGUGGGGGAUGGGGGGGGGGAAUAUAGGCGGGGUCAGCUGGGGUGGGGAGAGCACCGGGAGAGGGGGGGGUGCGAGGCUGCGGGGGGAUGUGGGGCAGCGGAGGCGCCGGUGUGUGGGAGUGCGGGGGGGCGGAGGGGUGCCGACGAGCAGUGCGGUGGGGGGGGGACAGCGGGCAGAGGUGGCUGGGGGUGGGAGCGGGGGGGGGGGGGAUAGCAGCGCGAAGAAAGGGGGGGGUGGCGGGGGGAGGACGUGGAAGGGGGGGGGGGGUGGAGGGGGGGCAGGGGGAGGGGGCAGGGGCUGGGGGGCGGGGGGGGGGCUGGGAGAGGCGGGAUGGCGGGAGGGGGGUGGGAGGGGGGGGGACGGGGAUGCAGCGAGGCGACCGUAG